AGGGACUUCGGUGCGGCAAUAGUGCCAAUUUAACCAAGUUUUUCUCCAGCGGGUGGAGUCGUUUGUGACUGUUACAGCAACAAGUGUCAAAAUAAAAGCGAUUUUAAAUAUAAUAUGGGUUGUGCGGUCAGUACAACGGGCGAUAAAGAAGCUACAGAACGGUCGAAGAAAAUUGAUAGAGACCUUCGAGCCGAUGGCGAAAGGGCAGCAAGCGAAGUCAAGCUGUUGCUGCUUGGCGCCGGCGAAUCAGGCAAGAGCACAAUCGUCAAACAAAUGAAGAUCAUACACGAGACGGGCUACUCGAAGGAGGAAUGCGAACAGUACAGGCCCGUUGUUUACAGUAACACUAUUCAGAGCCUAAUGGCCAUCAUUCGGGCCAUGGGUCAGUUGCGAAUCGAUUUCGCUGAUCCUAGCCGAGCUGACAUCGCGCGCCAGUUCUUCACAUACGCUAGUGCAGCCGAGGAGGGCGAACUGACCCCCGAACUUGUGAUGUUGAUGAAGAAGCUGUGGCAGGACCCUGGAGUGCAGUUAUGCUUCGCCCGCUCCCGGGAAUACCAACUGAACGACUCCGCAGCUUAUUAUUUAAACGCUUUAGACCGAAUUUCCCAACCCAAUUACAUUCCCUCCCAGCAGGACGUCCUGCGAACUAGAGUCAAAACGACGGGAAUCGUGGAAACGCACUUUUCGUUCAAAGGCCUUCACUUCAAGAUGUUCGAUGUCGGGGGCCAACGCUCGGAGCGCAAGAAAUGGAUACAUUGUUUCGAGGGCGUGACUGCGAUCAUUUUUUGCGUGGCCUUGUCUGGGUACGACCUGGUUUUGGCCGAGGAUGAGGAGAUGAACAGAAUGGUGGAGUCGAUGAAACUGUUCGACUCGAUUUGCAACAGCAAGUGGUUCGUGUCGACUUCGAUCAUCCUGUUUCUGAAUAAGAAGGAUUUGUUCGAGCAGAAGAUAACGCGAAGUCCGUUGACGAUAUGCUUCCCCGAAUAUACCGGGCCGAAUACUUACGAAGACGCGUCGGCUUAUAUCCGGAUGAAGUUCGAGAACUUGAACAAGCGGAAAGAUCAGAAGGAGAUUUAUACUCAUUUCACGUGUGCCACGGACACUACGAAUAUCCAGUUUGUGUUCGACGCGGUUACUGAUGUUAUUAUUAAUAAUAAUUUAAAAGAUUGCGGCCUUUUGAUGUAACGGCCUAUUUGAUAGGUUUAUGCGAGGCAUUUCAGUUUAUGCAAUGUAUAAAACGGAAGGGAAGCUGCUUGAAGCGGCACUGAUCUCGUUUCGUCUAUUCCCUCCUCUUUCAGUGAUAAAAUUCAUUCAGUAUUGU
This is a messenger RNA of Tribolium castaneum (red flour beetle), 1321 nucleotides long. RefSeq names its product G protein alpha i subunit. The record is from RefSeq and is a predicted model, not a curated record. Lineage: Eukaryota; Metazoa; Arthropoda; Insecta; Coleoptera; Tenebrionidae. Gene Ontology annotation, cellular component: heterotrimeric G-protein complex. Gene Ontology annotation, biological process: adenylate cyclase-modulating G protein-coupled receptor signaling pathway. Gene Ontology annotation, molecular function: GTP binding; GTPase activity; G protein-coupled receptor binding.